AUGAUAAACGUCCUUCCACUUGCGCUCGCUGGUAUGCUUGCUGCAGCUGUCAACUCGACUCCGUUCAAUCACAAAAGACAAGACGGACAGCAAGUUAUCUUUCGCAGCGAUCUCAAGCAAGGGGAAGGCCAAUCGCCUGAGUUCAAAAACGUCUUUUUGGGUCACGCGAAAACAAAUGUUACCGGCCAAUAUGACAUCACUUUUGUAGACCAGGCCGAGAAGGCCAACGCCGACAGAGGAGUUGUCGAAUCGCACGGUAUCCCUCUCGGCGUCGGAAACAUGACCCUCUAUAUCAACAUGGGCACCGACAAGGCAAAUCCAACCGGUCCACAGCCCGUCACUCUGGGCACGACGCAGCAGAGCGCAGGUUGGUUCUACACCGUAGCUGGCGAGUUGAAAUCCGCUUCCAGCGUUCCUCAAUGGGAUACUUGGAUCAUCUGCGAAGGCGAUCAAGGUUAUCCACGACUGUACUGGGUUGGGGUCGUUGACUUGUCGGUGCACAUUCCGGAGUACUGUAGCGCUGUGAGACUGUAUGCCGACAAUGUUUAG
Letharia columbiana is the source of this 549-nucleotide messenger RNA. RefSeq lists its product as uncharacterized. The record is from RefSeq and is a predicted model, not a curated record. The transcript has 2 exons. The coding region runs from base 1 to 549 and encodes 182 amino acids. Lineage: Eukaryota; Fungi; Ascomycota; Lecanoromycetes; Lecanorales; Parmeliaceae.